AUGGAAAAGUAUAAGGAGCGAAAGAAGGAUUUGCACGUAGUGCUCAUUGACUUGGAGAAAACGUACGAUAGAAUACCACGAAGCAUCAUUUGGGAUAACCUCAAGAAUAGAGGUAUUUCACGAAGGUACAUUGAGGUAAUACAGGACAUGUAUGACAGAGUGUCGACUUACAUACAUACACCAAUGGGGAUUAGCAAUAAGUCCUUAUUUUUUACGGUCAUUCUGGAGGAAAUCUCUAAAUCCAUCUGGGAGACCGUACCAUGGUGCAUACUUUUCGCCGAUGAUAUAGUUUUGGUCGCAGAAACAAAGGAGGAGGCUAAUAGUUUGAGCACUGCACCAGCAUUGUUCGGGUACAGAAUCCAAAACUACGAACAUAAGAACCCAGGAAGAUAUAAAGCUCCCAAUGUUGGAAUUCUCAUUGGCUAG
Amaranthus tricolor (Joseph's coat) is the source of this 426-nucleotide messenger RNA. RefSeq lists its product as uncharacterized. Lineage: Eukaryota; Viridiplantae; Streptophyta; Magnoliopsida; Caryophyllales; Amaranthaceae. The record is from RefSeq and is a predicted model, not a curated record. The transcript is spliced from 3 exons. The coding region runs from base 1 to 426 and encodes 141 amino acids.